This is a messenger RNA of Acanthochromis polyacanthus (spiny chromis), 3077 nucleotides long. It is a transcript of the gene orc1, whose product is annotated as origin recognition complex, subunit 1. Gene Ontology annotation, biological process: DNA replication initiation; mitotic DNA replication checkpoint signaling. The record is from RefSeq and is a predicted model, not a curated record. Gene Ontology annotation, cellular component: nuclear origin of replication recognition complex. Lineage: Eukaryota; Metazoa; Chordata; Actinopteri; Pomacentridae. Gene Ontology annotation, molecular function: ATP binding; DNA replication origin binding; ATP hydrolysis activity.
CAACCGGAAGGUUCGCAAUUUUCGCGCGAAAUGUCGUCACUGUGUCUCGGGCUCCGACUGGUUGUGUCAUCGUUUUUUAGAAGCUGAUUGUCCGUUAAAACAGAUAUAAGGCACAGAUCAACCAGGAAUUGUGUGUUUUUUUUUUAAAUCGAACUCAUAGAAGAGAUAGAGAGGUAACACGAUGAAAUAUUUCACCAGACAGAGAGUCAAACGAGAGUACAAGUGGCGUGGACAGCCUCUCAGUUUCAAUAGGAAACUAAAAACCUACGAUUAUGGGUCCUUGGUGAUCAGUGUGGAGGGUCUCCCAAGGGCUACCAUCAUUUAUCCUGAGCAACACAUUCUCAUAGAAGAAAAUGAAGACGACCCAUAUGUGGCUAAAGUCGUCAGGCUGUUUGGUGACGAGAGUGGGAAAGAGAUGAAAGCAGUAGUUCAGUGGUUUGUCCGGGCGUCUGAGGUGCCUUUGAGCAAACUGAAGCUGCUGGGCAGGGAGCCUCAUCCACAGGAGAUCUUCUACUAUCAAGGACGCAUCUGUGAUGACGAGGUCAACGUUGAGUCGAUCCUCAGACCUGUGCAGGUGAAACACCUCGAUUCCGCUACUCCAUUUCCCAACUCUGAUGACAAAUACACAAUGUACGUCAAGCUGUCCUGGGACUCCAAGGCCUUCAGGGUGGUGGACUCUGCCCUGGUAGAGUCUGCUUCUGAACUUGCUUCGGCUUCAUCUCAGCUUCCCCAUGCAGUCAGUGCUGUGGUGACAGAAUCACUUCACUCGGCCACCAAACUGUCAGCUUCAAAAUGCCUCAGUACCAAGAGGAGGAAACUGGCGACCAGGACACCUGGAGUCUGCAAGAAGCUGGAGCUCCACACUCCAGAGAAAAAAUCUGUCAUAGGGGAAGGUGUCAUGAGCCAACUUCUGGACAAGGAUCUGGAUGCAAAGGUGAUGCUGGCUCACAGGCUGUCAUCCUCUCCGCUUCAGCCUCGCUCUGUCACCCACAGGCUCACCCCUAUCAACAAAGCCCACAGAAGCCCCGUCACUCAGGCCACCAUCCGCCUGAAGCCAUCUACCAUUGCCCUCAACGAACUGCCUCCCUCUAAGAUGAACGGACCUCUGUUGUCUGCCAGGGACAAUUCCACCAGAGUUACCAACCCUUCCCAAAGAAAAGAACUACAGAUCAUUAAAGACAAGGACCCAGCCCAGGAUGUGCUAGCUGAGAAGGACAGUACAAGUUCCCCAGUGUUGCCGGUGGCUGCCACACUGAGGAGCUCUCAGAGGAAAUCGGCCCUGCUUGUGUCAUCUCGCAUCAGGAAGCAACUGAAUCUUUUGGACAACCAGCAGGACUUGAACUCAGAUGGAGAGGAUGAGGAUGAGUUUGUUCCAUCCCAGAAGGAGCUAAAGGGGAGCAGUGAGGAGGAUGAAGAUGAUAGUGAAGAAGAGGUUUUAGUAAAAAAAGGCCGACACACAGCUGUGUUUCGCACUCCUCAUUCAAAGCAGAAGACCCACUCUUUGACCAGAACGCCACGAAAGAAUCACAAGAAGAUCUUGCCUGGCACGCCACGAACCCCUCAUCAAGCCACACCCAGCAUCCCCUGCAGAUCACUGCCGACUAGACAGCCUGCUAAUAUCCUGGAAGAGGCCAGAGCCCGGCUGCAUGUGUCCUCGGUGCCAGAGUCCCUACCAUGCAGGGAGCAGGAAUUUCAGGACAUCUACAACUUUGUGGAGAGCAAGAUUAUCGAUGGCACAGGAGGUUGCAUGUAUAUCUCAGGUGUACCUGGAACAGGAAAAACUGCCACAGUCCAUGAGGUGAUGCGCUGUCUGCAGCAUGCAGCGGAUGUGGAUGAGAUUCCAACUUUUCACUUCAUUGAGAUCAAUGGGAUGAAGAUGACGGACCCUCACCAGGCCUACGUUCAGAUCCUGCAGAAUCUGACAGGUCAAAAAGCCACUCCUGACCAUGCAGCUGCACUGCUGGAGAAGAGAUUCAACAUCCCAGCACCCAGGAAGCAGACCACUGUGCUGCUGGUGGACGAAUUAGACCUGUUGUGGACAAGGAAGCAGAACGUGAUGUACAAUCUCUUUGACUGGCCAACACAGCGCCACGCUCGUCUGGUGGUGCUGACUAUUGCCAACACCAUGGACCUGCCGGAGAGGAUCAUGAUCAACAGAGUGGCUAGCAGACUGGGCUUGACCAGGAUGUCAUUCCAGCCAUACAGUUUCAAGCAGCUGCAGCAAAUCAUCAUGUCCAGGCUGAACAAGGUGAAAGCCUUCGAGGAGGACGCUCUGCAGCUGGUGUCCAGAAAGGUGGCUGCUCUGUCGGGUGAUGCUCGGAGAUGUUUGGACAUCUGUCGCCGGGCAACGGAGAUCUGCGAGCACUCAGCCACCAACCCUUCAGCCACAGGAUUGGUAGGAAUGAGUCAUGUGAUGGAAGCGCUGAAUGAGAUGUUUUCCUCUGCCUACGUCACUGCCAUCAAGUGUUCAUCGAUGCAGGAACAGCUUUUCCUCAGGGCUGUCAUUGCAGAGUUUCGACGACUUGGAUUGGAGGAGGCCACUUUUCAACAGGUUUUCGUGCAGCACCAGGCUCUGUGCCGGUUGGAAGGUCUGCUGCCCAUCAGUGUGUCAGAGGGCCUGGCGGUGUGUAGGCGUCUAGGAGCCUGCAGGUUACUGCUGCUGGAGCCUAGCCGCCUGGGAGUCCUGCAGCGCGUCCGCCUCAAUGUCAGCCAAGACGAUGUCCUCUACGCUCUGAAGGCUGACUAAAGGAGGAACCUCUUCUCUUAAUGAACUAAAUCAUAUGAGAGAGUCUGUGUACAAAACCACAGCUUUGUGUUAUAGUGAAGGUGGGAGUCGCUUGAUUGGCAGCCAGAUCCUGAUCUGUGGCACAUACUAAAAUCAAACACAUUGGGGCUUUGAAUCCUUAAAUAACUUACUGUGUUGACAACUUCAACUGCUGAGGCAGAAAUCACACUAUAAUGUCCCCAAUUUUAUUUGUAAUAUGAGGUUUUGCUCCUCUUUGAGGGGUUAUUUUAAUUUUGUCUGAUUCUAAUGUUACAGAACUUGAAUGUGCAAUAAAGGUAAUCUCUGAUACCAA